Molecule: messenger RNA, 1054 nt
Organism: Echinops telfairi (small Madagascar hedgehog)
Lineage: Eukaryota; Metazoa; Chordata; Mammalia; Afrosoricida; Tenrecidae
Gene: EFNA5
Product: ephrin A5
Exons: 6
Coding region: 1-780 (259 amino acids)
Biological process (GO): regulation of cell-cell adhesion; regulation of actin cytoskeleton organization; ephrin receptor signaling pathway
Cellular component (GO): plasma membrane; external side of plasma membrane
Molecular function (GO): ephrin receptor binding
Source: RefSeq, a predicted model, not a curated record
AUGUACUUCAGGGAGCUGCUGAAUAUUCAGAAGCUGGACUGCCCCCUGCUUGGGGCCAUCAUUGAGGAACUCACGGCCAAGCACGUGGCCUCCUCAUUUACCGCAAGACACCUUAAAGGCAUCAGGCUGAUUGCGCUCGGGCCGCUUGGCCACGCUGUCAUCGUGGAUGGUCUCGGUUACACAAAUGUCUUCCAGGAGUUCCAAACUUUUCUUCAUGGAUUCCAGAGGGGUGACUACCACAUUGACGUCUGCAUCAAUGACUACCUGGAUGUUUUCUGCCCUCACUAUGAGGACUCCGUCCCCGAAGAUAAGACUGAGCGUUACGUCCUCUACAUGGUGAACUUUGAUGGCUACAGUGCCUGCGACCACACUUCCAAAGGGUUCAAGAGAUGGGAAUGUAACCGGCCUCACUCUCCAAAUGGACCGCUGAAGUUCUCUGAAAAAUUCCAGCUCUUCACGCCCUUUUCCCUAGGAUUUGAGUUCAGGCCAGGCCGGGAAUAUUUCUACAUCUCAUCCGCAAUCCCAGAUCAUGGAAGAAGGUCCUGCCUAAAGCUCAAAGUCUUUGUGAGACCAACAAAUAGCUGUAUGAAAACUAUAGGUGUUCAUGAUCGUGUUUUCGAUGUUAACGACAAAGUAGAAAAUUCAUUAGAACCAGCAGAUGACACCGUCCAUGAGUCAGCCGAGCCAUCCCGCGGCGAGAACGCCGCACAAACACCAAGGAUACCCAGCCGCCUUUUGGCAAUCCUACUGUUCUUCCUGGCGAUGCUUUUGACAUUAUAGCACAGUCUCCUCGUGUCACCUGUCACAGAGAGCAUCGGGGUCUUGGAACACCAGAGAUCCACCUAACUACUCAUCCUAAGAAGGGACUUGUGAUUGGUUUUUGGCCGAUGUCAGAUUUUAAUUUUCUUUCUUUCAACUUGAAUUCUAAGCGACAACUUAGGGGGGAGGGGGCAAAACGAGUUGCCGCCUCCUUCCCCUUGCCCCACUCCCAGCCCUUGCCCAUGACGUCUCUCACUCCUUCCAAAUUAAACGGACUCCAGAUGAAAUUGCCAAA